UUAUUUCUGUCUUCCGCCCAGGCUGGUAGUAUUGAAGCAAAGCCUAUCCAGAAAAUUCUCAUUUCUGAACUUACUUUAACAGAUAAAGUUUGUCUGAAAAUACAGUGAUCAACUGCCUGUUCUUUUUUUAUUUGGAAGAAACGUCUUUAGCUUAAAUUCUUACUAAGGAGUUAUCUGGAGAGCAGUAAAAGAAACUAAAAAACCCAUUUGGAUGCAAUUUCUUGAACAGCAGAUAUAAUAAUAAUGCAGCUUUUCUAAUGCUAGCUGUUAGUCAAACCUAAUUUACUUAUUGAUUUUAAAAAACACAAGCAUGAGAUGAUUCAUAAUCAUGUCAAAUAAUUCAUCAAGCUUGUAUUGAUUCGAUUGGGACAUUUGGUUACCUAACUAAGAUAACUAUAUGAUUAAUUUUAAUAAUUAAAAUAACAGCUGGGAAUUAUAAUUUUUCUUGUGCAUGAAUUCUCAGGUAAACGAAGCACUGGUUAUCAAAGAGUGCAGUUGACGUUGUGGUUUUCUGAAGGAGAAGCAGCUUCGUCUCAAAAUCAUUCUCCUUCUUUGGCGACAGAUCUUGCCUUCUUUAGCUGCAAAGAUUUAGCAAAUCAAAAGGUACAGUAACUGUUUUACAAUGGAAAUUGUAGAUUUAUCAAAACAAGAAGAAUCCCUUCCAACACUUAUCAAGCACAUCUCAUCGAAUGAAGUUGCGGGCUUUGAUAGCUUGAAUGCACAGUGCCAACCAAGUGAUCCUCAUUCUUUCAGUUCAUCAGCUAUGGAGACUGAAACUAUUGAUAUUGACAAUAAUCAUAAGAGGGUGCACUCUAUUUCCAUAAGUAUGCCGACAACUCCAGUGGAAAAGAGCGCAGACAAGAAGAAAAGGGUUCUUUUUGAAGAGGACGGUGGAAAGAUUUUCAACGAUGAAGUUCCAGUUUCUUCUGCUGCAUCUGAGACUGUAAAGUCCAAACAGACAAACGGAGUAAAGUUUCAUUCCCAGCCAAUGCCAAAGGGGUCUGGAAUUGAAGGAAAAGCCAAUCUUGCAAACCCUGCCAACAAUCUCAGAAAGCUGGGAGAUAGAAGAUAUGAUUCUUUCAAAACUUGGUCUGGGAGACUUGAGAGGCAGAUAUCAAAUUUACGUGGCAAGCCACGUGCAGAAUCACCAGCCAGACCUGCUGAACGUAGACUAGAAAAUAAGGAUGCUUUACCUGUAGAUCGAUACUAUGAUGCAUUGGAAGGGCCUGAAUUGGAAAACCUUAGAGCAUCAGAGGAAAUAGUGUUACCAGAUGACAAGAGAUGGCCAUUUCUUCUUCGAUUUUCAAUAUCUUCGUUUGGUAUAUGUCUUGGGGUUAGCAGCCAAGCAAUCAUGUGGAAAACCUUGGCCAGCUCUGCCUCCACAAAAUUUCUCCAUAUUAGCCCUCAUAUAAAUCUUGUUCUAUGGUGCAUCUCUGUUGCCCUUGUAGUCAUCGUCGCUGCUAUCUAUCUUCUCAAAGUGAUUCUCUACUUUGAAGCAGUUCGUCGAGAAUACUAUCACCCGAUUCGUGUCAAUUUCUUCUUUGCCCCAUGGAUAGCCCUGCUGUUCUUAGCACUUGGAGUGCCUUCUUCAAUUACUAACACUUUGCCUACUGCCCUUUGGUACGUUCUCAUGGCUCCAAUCCUUGUUCUUGAGCUUAAGAUAUAUGGACAGUGGAUGUCCGGAGGGCAACGGAGGCUUUCAAGAGUGGCAAAUCCUUCAAACCAUCUUUCAAUUGUAGGGAACUUUGUUGGGGCAUUAUUGGGUGCAUCAAUGGGGUUAAAAGAAGGCCCUCUUUUCUUUUUUGCUGUUGGAUUAGCUCAUUACACUGUCCUCUUUGUAACCCUUUACCAGAGACUUCCAACAAAUGAAACACUCCCGAAGGAGCUCCAUCCUGUAUUCUUUCUGUUCGUUGCAGCUCCAAGUGUUGCUUCUAUGGCUUGGGCAAGAAUUCAGGGCUCCUUCGAUUAUGGAUCGCGAAUUGCUUACUUCAUUGCCUUGUUUCUUUAUUUCUCACUGGCAGUCCGAAUUAAUUUUUUCCGCGGAUUUAAGUUCUCAUUGGCUUGGUGGGCUUACACUUUCCCAAUGACUGGUGCUGCCAUUGCAACAAUUAGGUAUUCUAAUGAAGUGACCAGUGUAGUUUCUCGAACUCUGGCUGUCACACUAUCUGCUCUUUCAACAUUAACAGUAACAGCUCUGCUUGUAUCUACUAUAGUACAUGCCUUUGUUCUGAGAGACCUUUUCCCUAAUGACAUUGCCAUCGCCAUUAGCGACAGGAAACCAAAACAUCACCACCACCACCACAUGAAGUGGUUCCAUCAAAGACAUGGAAGCUCGGAACACAGGGAGAUUGAAAAUUACUUGAAAUAUGCAACCUCAGAUUUGAAAGACAUCGAAGCUUCUAUUAAUCCUCCUAGCUCAGAUGGUAGUAAAUAAGUCGAGUGAUACAUAUUAUUAUAGUUAAAGACCUUGCCAUUUUCUGAAUCUUCAGCCUAACCAUGUGAGGAAAACAAAAAUCUGAAGGAAUUUUGAAAAUUCCAGUGACCAUGAAAUGAAGAUUUACGCGGUGAGGUUGCCUUAUUGUACAGAAACUUUUUGUUAGUCUUGUUGUAACGGAUCAGUUUGGAUAAUAUAAUAAGCAUUACAGCCUAAAAAAAAA
Jatropha curcas is the source of this 2657-nucleotide messenger RNA. RefSeq names its product S-type anion channel SLAH3. Gene Ontology annotation, biological process: transmembrane transport; intracellular monoatomic ion homeostasis. The record is from RefSeq and is a predicted model, not a curated record. NCBI's taxonomy places the organism in Eukaryota, Viridiplantae, Streptophyta, Magnoliopsida, Malpighiales, Euphorbiaceae. Gene Ontology annotation, molecular function: voltage-gated monoatomic anion channel activity. Gene Ontology annotation, cellular component: membrane.